Molecule: messenger RNA, 1640 nt
Organism: Aureobasidium subglaciale EXF-2481
Lineage: Eukaryota; Fungi; Ascomycota; Dothideomycetes; Dothideales; Saccotheciaceae
Exons: 9
Coding region: 91-1593 (500 amino acids)
Molecular function (GO): oxidoreductase activity, acting on paired donors, with incorporation or reduction of molecular oxygen; iron ion binding; monooxygenase activity
Source: RefSeq, a predicted model, not a curated record
UUCUACAUCAACUCAAAGGCCGGUUUCGACUGUCGCAAAAUCAGCUAGGUGGAUGCCUCUGUUGACAACGCAAAGCUACGCUUGUCAAACAUGACUCCGCAAUUUGGGCUACCCACCGAACGGGGUCACAUCACUGCUGCAUGUGCUAUUGCUACGGUCCUGGCUCUGAUCUACGUUCUCGCACACAUAGUGUACAACCUAUACUUUCACCCGCUUGCAUCUUUUCCAGGACCUUUCCUGGCUAGAUCUUCUCUCUUAUGGAGAAUAUACCACUCCGCAGGAGGCCGUUUCCACCGUCGGAUCUACGAACAACACAAAAUACACGGCUCCGUAUUUCGAGUAUCGCCAAACGAGUUGUCUUUUGCUGGCGUUGAUUCUUGGAAAGCCAUCUAUGGACAUCCUACAGCUGGCCAACCUACGAUGAUCAAGGCCGAGUUCUAUGACAUAUAUGGCUCUGGCUUUAAGUCACUGUGCAUCGGAAGUGAGAGGAGACCUGAGAAGCAUAGCCGAAUGAGAAAAAGUCUCUCUGCGGCCUUCAGCACAAAAGCCCUAAUCGAGCAGGAGCAAAUCAUCAAUAGCUGUGUGGAUCAAUUUGUCAGCAGCCUUGAUCAGGGUGAUGGGGCAUCAGAACGAGGCUUGAAUAUGACAAAGUGGCUCGAGAUGAUCGCUUUUGAUAUUUUGGGCGAAAUGGCUUUUGGCGAGAGCUUCGGAUGUAUUGAGUCUGGCAAACCGCACUUUUGGUCGGAACUCAUCGAAGAACACCUAUUCUUCAUCACCAUAGUUGACAACUUACGUCGCUAUCCAUUAUUCGUGACUUUGGGUCGUUGGAUCAUGCCACUGACAGCGUCGCUACGCGACAAACAUACGGGUUUGAGCAGAGAGAAAGUUGCUAAACGUCUCUCAAAAAAGGAGCCUCGCAAGGACUUCAUGUCCCACCUCAUCCGCAAAGUGGAAAGUGGAGAGAUGGAUCAAGAAGAAUUGACAGCGCAUGCGUCGACGUUGGUUAUCGCGGGUGGAGAGACAGUUUCCACCUUCCUGGCUGCUUGCACUUACUACUUACUCAAAAACCCGAAGCAUUUGGGACGUUUGCAAACUGAGAUCCGUCAAAAGUUCAGCUCAUACGCUGACAUCAAUGCAACCAAGGCGCAGCAGCUUCCCUUCUUGCAGGCUGUCAUAUCUGAAGGCCUGCGUAUCUAUCCACCAGGCUCUCGUGGCUUUCCUCGAAUUUCCACUGGAGGAAAAAUUGAUGGCCACUACAUUCCACCAGGCGUCGAUGUGUAUACAAGUGCAUGGACAGUCACGCAUGAUGAGCAAUACUUCAAGGAUCCCUUUACGUUCAAUCCUGAGAGAUGGCUUGAUGCUGUGAGUGAGGACGUCAAAGAAGCAAGUCAGCCUUUCUCGCUUGGUACUCGUGGAUGCUUGGGAAGAAACUUUGCAUAUGUUGAGAUGAAUCUGAUAAUGGCUAAGAUGUAUUGGAAGUACGAUAUGAUCCUCGUUGACAAUUCCUUGGAAUGGGAAGAACAGAGCAGAGAGCAUGUCAUGUGGACGAAGCCAGAGCUUUUUGUACGCUUUGAAGAGCGUAAGCAUGAUUGAUUUUCGAAUAAACAAUUUUAGCAAUCGAAGCCACCACAGUGAUCAUG